This is a messenger RNA of Salvia miltiorrhiza (redroot sage), 2013 nucleotides long. RefSeq names its product DELLA protein RGL2-like. The transcript is spliced from 2 exons. NCBI's taxonomy places the organism in Eukaryota, Viridiplantae, Streptophyta, Magnoliopsida, Lamiales, Lamiaceae. Gene Ontology annotation, molecular function: DNA-binding transcription factor activity; sequence-specific DNA binding. The record is from RefSeq and is a predicted model, not a curated record. Gene Ontology annotation, biological process: regulation of DNA-templated transcription. Gene Ontology annotation, cellular component: nucleus. Bases 231 to 1871 code for a protein of 546 amino acids.
UAAAAAUUAUCAGCUUUUUAGCUUGAUCCUCUUGUCAUAUACUCCAGCUGCUGUACUCUUAUUUGUUUGUGUGAUAUUUUAUCUUAUCAAAUCUGUGACAUCUAAGACCGGCUAAAUAAAGAAUUAUGUCAAGAUCUUAAGACAAUCAAAUGUUUGAUAUAUGAUGGUUUUUAUUGUUCUAGCCAUCACUUGUUAACAAUAUAUUCCAAAUUAUAUAAGGCUUGAACUUGAUGAAGAAACAGGUGAACCCUCCAUUUGAAAUGUCGACAGAAGAUGAAUUUUAUUCCUUUAAGGCAUACGGAGACGCUGCUGAUCCAAGCCUGCUGCAGCCCGCACGUGAAGAACAAAAUUUUCUAGCACAAGUUGCUACUUUGGAUGAUUUAUACCUCGGUAUUGGUUCUUCACCAUUUCAGUUCUGUGGUGAGGAAACAGGAAAUUUUCCAAGUUUCAACUCUCAAAACUCACCACAUGUUGAGGCAAAUGAAGAGAAGUCCUAUGCAUUUCCUUGUGCAUCUUUGGAGAUUUUGAGAGGCUGCGGAAGUAGGAUUAGCGCUGUAAACAGAAAAGGGGUACAUGGACUGAGCAAUGAGGUUGAAGAAAAGGCGUCAUCUCCCUCAGAAUUGUCGAUAAAUGAUGUAAUCAAGCUGUCUGCAGCCAACUUCAUUCAGUCCAAGGUGGCAACUGGAAAUGAACUCUAUGCUAUCAGCCAUCCAUAUGCAGAUGCAUUCUUAGGCCUCUCCGAAGAGAAUGCUAGGGAUGUUCGCCUCGUGCAGGACCUCCUCUCGUGUGCAGAGAAAGUAAGCAAUCAGCAAUACGACUCUGCAAGUAAGCUUCUUGAAGAGUGCCACAAGCAGAGUUUCAAACAAAUGAACAAAACACAAAGAUUGGUGUACUAUUUCACUGCAGCUCUUUCUGAAAAGAUUGAACGAGGAAGAGGGAGAUGCACGAAAAUUGACAGUCCACGCGAUCCCACUGCCCCUAGCUCUGCUACUACUGCCUUCUUCAUGAAGCUGCCUUUCUCUCAGAUCACACAGUUUGCUGGCAUUCAAACAAUGGUGGAACACGUGUCGGGUUGUAGGAAGGUACACGUCAUUGAUCUUGAACUCCGGUGUGGGGUCUACCAGACGGUCCUGAUGCAGGCUCUGGCAGCUGAGUGUAUACAUUUCAAGAUAACUGCCAUAGCAACUGAGCCGAGCACUGUGAUUGAGGAGGCCGGUGUGAGGCUUAACGCUCUAGCCACUUCCUUGAAUGUGGCCUUCUCUUUCAAUGUGAUAAGUUUAGAGAAUGUUGUCGAUUUUCAAAUAAGCCUCUUUGAUCUUGAUGAAGAUGAGGCAGUUCUGGUCCACAGCGCGCAUGCUCUGGAGAAGCUGGUCAUGAAGCCAAGAGAGCUCGACAUCUUGAUGAGGAUCAUCAGGAGGAUCAAUCCUCGCGUGAUGGUCAUCAUUGAGGCCGAAGCAAAUGUGAAUUCUCCGGCCUUUGUGAACCGCUUUGUCGAGGCCCUUCUCUACUGUGGUGCUUAUUUCGACAGUUUGGAAGAUUGUUUCAAGAAUGAUGUUGCUGAGAGGUUGUUCAUUGAGGCGAAAGUCCUGAAUCCCGUUGUAAGAAAUGCUGUCGCGGCUGAGGGAGAUGAAAGAGAGCACCGGAUUGUAGGCAUAACCGUGUGGAGGGCAUUUCUUGAAAGGUUUGGCAUGGUGGAAAUGGAGCUUAGCAAACUAGCUCUCACUCAUGCAAGCAUGACUCUUGACAGAUUCGAGUGUCGACAUUCUUGUGCACUUGCUUUCAAUGGGAAUUCCCUCAUUGUUAGUUGGAAGGAGACACCAAUAUGUUCACUAUCUCUGUGGAAGUUUAGGCAGAGCAAGAUCAUGUCUUAAAAAUGUUUCAAAAAAAAUUACUAGUAUUUUAUUUUUCUCAUUUUUAUGUGUCAAACUUUCAUCAUUUGUCUGCUUAACAUAUGCACAGCAUUGAUGGAGCUAUGUUACUCUGAUAAUUUGAAAUCUACUGAAAAUUGUUUCA